Molecule: messenger RNA, 2189 nt
Organism: Lates calcarifer (barramundi perch)
Lineage: Eukaryota; Metazoa; Chordata; Actinopteri; Centropomidae
Product: signal-transducing adaptor protein 2
Exons: 13
Coding region: 105-1301 (398 amino acids)
Molecular function (GO): signaling adaptor activity
Source: RefSeq, a predicted model, not a curated record
UCUUCAGUUUAAUUUAAGUGCAAGCAAGCGUAACCUGCCCAUGUAUUAAUGUGGAGACCUGGUACACAGCCACGGUAAAAGUAUUCUGUUUUAUAGUCUUGGAAAUGGCAAAGCGAGCAGGGCGACAGAGGAACCAGCUGCCAACCUGUUACUAUGAAGGAUACCUGGAGAAGAGGUCGUUCAAAGAUAAGACGUCCCGGAAACUGUGGACCUGCCUGUGUGGAAACACGCUUUUCUUCUACAAUGAUAAGAGAGACGCUGAUUACAUAGAGAAACUGGAUCUCAGUGGAUUCAUCUCAGUGACAGACGACAGCAGCCAGGAUCGGAACUUAGAUGCGGCCAGACUCAACCUCCAGAUGAAGGAUGGAAAUAUCAAAUUCACUGCUCCUAAUGCAGAGGCUCGUGAACUGUGGAAGGGCUACAUCCACUCUGUAUCUGAGCUGUCAGUCCCCUCCUCCCUCAACCUGCUGCCAGGUCAGAUCCACAUGCUACUAGAGGCAGUAGAAAAGGAGAAGGACAGGAAAAAAAAUGUCCCCCCACCUGUCACCUCCAAUCCCUACGUCAGGCUCCAAGCAGACAUGCCAGCCUGUUACCACCCCGUGUCCCGUCUGGAGGCAGAGCUGCUGCUUGAGAAAGAGGCCAAGAGAGGAAACCUGCUCCUGAGGCCCGGACGCGACGGAAACUCCUUUGCUGUCACCACCAGACAGGAGCAUGAUGGCUCCAUAUUCAGACAUUACCGUGUGAGUCGCAGACAUGAAGGGGGCUUCGCCAUCGAUGUGGACAGUCCUAUCCCCUGUGCAACGCUGCGCGACGUGAUCAACUAUUUAGUAGAAAAAACUGACGGAGUCCUGGUUCCUCUCAUCAUUGAGGAGGCGUAUGAAAAAAACAUCUCUUUUAUUCGGGCUGAUUAUGAAAAUGGAGAGACAACUGUUCAGCAACCCCCGCCAAACCCACCAAGUCUGCCUCCCAAACCAGUCUUGAAGCCAAGAAUGCCGACUCCUGAACCAGAGCCAGUUGUAGAGGAGGAUUUUUAUAUGAAUGACUCAAUGUUGGAGAGUGAAAAAGAGAAAGAGGAUUCCUCAGCUGUUGCACAGCUACAACCAGUGAAGAAGGUACCACUGAUGCCUCCGAUUCCUGCUUCUCACAAACUAAGCUUUACUACGCCAGCUCCCCCCUCUUCCUCCUCCACAACCAAAGAUCUGAGAGUGAGAGCCAACACAGACCCUGCAGGACAGAUUCCUUUGGCAGCACUAUCAGAGCUGAAACUAAAGCUGGAACAAAAGGGACUGUGUAUGGAGUGACCUCUCCUGGAGGGAGUCUCUCAAAGCCACCACCAUCUGUGAAACUCUGCUUCAGCAGCUGACUCAUGCCAGUACUGAGCCACCUCCCAGUCUGUCCCUGCAGGAUGAAGCAACACACCAGAACAGAGACGAGCCGGUUCAACACGAACAACCUCUUCCUCCUCUACACGGCGGCUCCGCUGCUCAUCCUCCUCCUCUUCACCGGCUGCCCGUCAGCGGUAAAGCCUCUCUGAAGAUUAACACUUUAUUGAUUCACCCUUCUUGGACACUCAUUAGCAAAUUAAUCGACUGUAAAGAGGGAUGUACACGUCACAUUAUCUUCACCACGUUUCUCUUGUACAUUUUGAACAUUUACCACUGACGAUGAUGUGUAUUUUUCCCCAUCAGAUUUUCUAUAUUAGUGUUGUUUUGUCUAUUUUUUUAAAGUGUCAUCAGCAAUUUGUACAUAGUUUUAAUAUAACUAUGAUGACUAUGUUCUGCCUCAUAGGCAUGUGAUGUUGAUGUGUAUAUACACACACACAUAUACUGUAUAUAUCUACUGCCUCUCUAUAUAAGAAGACAAAUUCACAGAAAUGAGCUGUUGGUAACAGAACAUCCUGUAUGUGAAUAUAUAUAGUUUUUCAGUGAAGUGAAAUUCCUUUAGUAUCUCUGAUUGCUUCCAUCACAUCAAAUCAGACACGUGAACAAGUGACUUUAAAUAUGUGCUAUGCAGAGGUUUAUUGUCGUUUUUUGUCGAACACUUCUUUUUGAAAAUGAGACCCGCGAACAAAGUGCUCUCACUCCUUUAUUACCUCAAUGACUGAUACAUUAUAGUGGAAAAAUUAAACUUUUUACAAUAAAUUGUGACAUCUUGUCAGCAUGUGAAAUAAAGUUAUAACAUAAUUCUCA